AAAAAAAUAAAACGGAAAGGUUUUCUCUGCAUCGCAGCGAAGAAACCUCAAAACAAAACCCUGCCUCCCUUCUUCACUCUUUGGCUUCGCCGUUCGGUCACAGAACACAUUUUUGAAUUGAAGAGAAUUGGAAAGCAAGAAAGCAAGUAAGUAACAAUGGCGACUCGCGACGGCGGCAUGAAGUCGACGUCAAUAAACGGCGUUAAGAUGUACACGAUAGCGUCGCAGCAACCGUCACUCGCUUCAUGGCUUCCCUCCAACAAGAAGCAGAACUCUCAUCGCAACGUCAAAAGUUACACGCAGAACCUGCAACUGCUCGAAGACUUGCGCUUCGCCACCGCCGCCACCAAAAUCAAGGCCACUCCCGACGGCGAGUACAUCAUUGCUUCCGGCAUCUAUCCGCCGCAAGUCAAGGUCUACGAGGUCAGGGAGCUAGGCUUGAAGUUCGAACGCCACUUGGACUCCGAGAUCGUUGAUUUUCAGGUUCUGACAGAUGACUAUUCGAAACUUGCAUUUUUAUGUGCUGAUCGCUCUGUUUAUCUGCAUGCGAAAUAUGGAAAGCACUACAGUUUGCGGAUUCCAAGGAUGGGGAGGGACAUUGCUUAUGACUGCUGGUCUUGUGACUUGCUUUGUGCUGCAUCGUCCCCAGAUCUGUACAGAAUUAACUUAGAGCAGGGGCGAUUCCUCUCUUCCCUUAACACACAAUCCCCUGCAUUGAAUGUAGUUUCUCGAAGCAAGAUUCAUGGAUUAGUUGCCUGUGGUGGUGAAGAUGGUGCUGUGGAAUGCUUUGACAUGCGAGUGAGAUCUUCAGUUGGUAGAAUUGAUGCUGUUGGACCUAGUGGUGAUGUUGACCAGGAGGUCACUGCAUUGGAGUUUGAUGAAGAUGGUGGUUUCUUGUUGGCUGUUGGAAGUAGUGCAGGAAAGGUUCUCAUCUAUGAUCUGCGCUCAUCACAUCCUGUACGAAUACAGGAUCAUAUGUAUGGCAGUUCAAUAUUGGAUAUUAAGUGGCAUCGUACUCUUAACUAUGAACAACCAAUGUUGAUUACCAGUGAUAAUCAUGUUGUUAGAAUAUGGGAUCCUGAAACGGGAGAAGGCUUGACCAGCAUUGAACCGACAACAGGAACAAUAAAUGAUGUGUGUACAUUUCCUGGCAGUGGUUUGAUCUUGCUGGCCUUGGACUGUAGUCAAAUACCAUCUUACUUCAUACCAUCGUUUGGACCUGCUCCCAAGUGGUGUUCUUCCCUAGAGAAUUUCACCGAGGAGUUAGACAUGGGCGGACAAACAACUAUUUAUGAUCAUUACAAAUUUUUGACAAAGGAGGAGCUUGAGAGGUUAAAUUUGACUAACCUGAUUGGCACCAAUCUACUUAGAGCCUACAUGCAUGGCUUCUUUAUUAAUCAUGCAUUAUACAAAAAGGCAAAAGCACUGGUGGAUCCUUUUGAAUAUGAAGCUUAUAUUGAACAGCAGAAACGAGAAAAGAUGGAAGCUGAGCGUGCCUCACGAAUCACGGUCAGGAAAAAGUUACCCAAAGUUAAUCGGGCCCUUGCAGCACGGCUCCUAGAAACUGAAGAAGCUGAAAAUGAGAAGAGAGAUGGAGAUGUUGAUGAUGGCGAAGCUAAAAAGGCAUCCAAGAAAAAGAAAGGGCUCAGCAUGCAAGAUCUUCAGGACGAGCGAUUUAAAGCAAUAUUUACAAAUGAGGAAUUUGAGAUUAAGGAUUCCUCACAAGAAUAUCUGGCUUUACAUCCAAUGGGUUCUAAGAAGCAAACAUCCUUGUUAAAGGAACAUUUUGAACCUGUCAUGUCAGAUGAUGAUCAAAGUCUAAGUGAUUCUGAUGCAUCAACAUCAUCACAAGAUGAACCUGCAAAUGGAAUGAAAGACAAAUCUCGGGUUCCAAGGAUGUAUGAAAUUAAAAAUGAGCAGCAUGCAGAGGCAUUCUGGAGCCAAAAAUCACUUGCAGGGGAGGACUCACUUCCUAUGGGAGACAGAGUUGCAGCUCUCAAAGAUAACCAACAACCUUCUCGUGUUCCAAAUGGUGUUAAACAGGGUCCAGGAGGAUCACGAGAAAUCACUUUCUCCACAAGAAGCUCAGCUAAGUACAAGGAAGACGAGGAAGAUAAAGAAGUGCCACACAGGAAAAAGAGGGGAGUUCAAUCCUUGGGGCUUAAGCCGCAGAGACCAGUGUUUCGUGGUCAAGGGAGAGGGAAACGGGGGAAUGGCAGAAGAGGACGUCGAUAAUGACCUUUUACAUAAUGUAAAUGGCAUUUGAUUCUUCUUAGAUCUUGCUUGCUUGAUCCUUAUGGCUCAGUUUUCCAUCCAUGCAUCCUGUGACUGAAGGCAUGCACAGGGUAGGCAAUGGCUGCAGGGCUACAUGAUCUCUGAUAUGUAGCUGAACAUCUUAAUGCGUUUACUUAUUACAUUUUUGUUCUUUCCCCUAUUUUUGGAUGCUCUAUCAAGAUAAAUUAUUUUGUGUGGAACCUACCUUAAUUGUUACAGUUUUGUUCAAAAACCAAGGAUAGGGGAGGAGGUAUGAGUAAUCUCAAAUGUUACAUAGGGAUUUAUCUCUCCCUUUAAGUGAGAAUGUACCAUGUACUCCGAAUUUUGUUUUGAUUAUUCUCACCCAUUGGGGCUGAAUUUUCCCCCAUUAUGUUUAUUUGUGGGUUCGACUGCCUCCUCCCUCGUACAAGAAAAAGCUCCAUAAUGCUAUUGAAUAUAAGUUCUGACAGAAAGAACGUUCAUUGGCGUUGGAUGAUGAUUUUCUGAUUAUUUAUUUUGUCAAUGUAUCCCCUACAAGUAGUUGAGAUAUGUUAAAUUUUCAAAAUUGUAACCAGAGCUUAUUCAUAAUAAUAAAUUGAUGGGUUUGUUCACCAAA
Glycine soja is the source of this 2869-nucleotide messenger RNA. RefSeq names its product nucleolar protein 10-like. The record is from RefSeq and is a predicted model, not a curated record. The transcript is spliced from 15 exons. NCBI's taxonomy places the organism in Eukaryota, Viridiplantae, Streptophyta, Magnoliopsida, Fabales, Fabaceae. Gene Ontology annotation, biological process: maturation of SSU-rRNA from tricistronic rRNA transcript (SSU-rRNA, 5.8S rRNA, LSU-rRNA). Gene Ontology annotation, cellular component: 90S preribosome; nucleolus; nucleus. Bases 157 to 2235 code for a protein of 692 amino acids. Gene Ontology annotation, molecular function: protein binding.